Molecule: messenger RNA, 2477 nt
Organism: Python bivittatus (Burmese python)
Lineage: Eukaryota; Metazoa; Chordata; Lepidosauria; Squamata; Pythonidae
Gene: SOX30
Product: SRY-box transcription factor 30
Biological process (GO): regulation of transcription by RNA polymerase II
Cellular component (GO): nucleus
Molecular function (GO): DNA-binding transcription factor activity, RNA polymerase II-specific; sequence-specific double-stranded DNA binding
Source: RefSeq, a predicted model, not a curated record
GCUGAGCUCACAAUCCCAUAACAAUCCUACUAUCAAGGGCGGGCUGCAGCAUGGAAAAAGGGGCGCAGGAGGAAACCCCAAGAGAGCAGCACCGGCUCCUGCAUCCCACGGCUUGGCAGAGCACUGCCUGCAUGGACCAUCUUCUCCUGCACCCUUUGCCAGGCCAGGGGGGCAGGGACUCGCACCUUCUGCUGUUCCCCCCCAAGCAGGCUCCCCAGCACCAUCUCCUGCACCCCCUCUCUCCCAAACAAAGUGUUUUGCACAAGGAACAGAAACUUCCACAGCCUGGGGAAGGGGGUGCCUCUAAAGAACAGCAGCAACAUAUUUUGGAAGAGCAAAUUUGUCUUGGCAGGCAGCUUUCCCAGCCUGUCAUUGGGAUGGAACCGGGAGUCUGUGAAAAGCAGGAAGAGGAGGAAGAAAAUGGGCACCAGAAAGGGCUACAAGUGAAAGCAGAAGAACGUGACCCAGAGAACCCAUUGCUCUUUAUGGGAAGCAGCAACAAGAAAAAAAGGCGAGAGCCUAAAACUCUUACAAACCGUCUCAGUGGCAAAGAUGAAAGUAGCAGCAGCGUGAAAGGUGUGGGAGAAGUCAAACUGGGGAAAGUUGAAGAGCCUGAGGAGAUCAAGAAAGAGGCAAAGAUGAAAGAAAAUUGUGAUGCCAAAGCCUUGGGGCCUGCAAAAGAAGGGGCCAUCAAAACUGAACUGGUAGAGCCUCCUGAGGAGGAUUGCAAGGGGAGGGAAGAGGUGGCAUCCAAGCCUCGACCAUCCUCCAGUGGCCCAGCUCACGUCAGCAAGGAUGUUAGUUUGUCCCAACCUCUUGGAAACCAGCAUUCUCAAGAACUGAAGAUCCCCGUUACACUCCAUCCAGUCCCUCCUGGGGCUAGGAUCCAGUUUCAGGGACCACCUCCAUCUGAGCUUAUAAGAGUGACUAAAGUGCCAGUGACACAAGUGCCCCUUAAAAUGCAGUCCUUGCUGGAGCCUUCGGUCAAAAUUGAAACUAAAGAUGUUCCUCUCACAGUGCUACCCUCAGAUGCAGGGAUACCAGAUACUCCAUUCAGCAAAGAUAGAGAUGGCCAUGUCAAGCGUCCUAUGAAUGCAUUUAUGGUAUGGGCAAGAAUUCAUCGGCCAGCCUUAGCCAAAGCUAACCCUGCUGCUAAUAAUGCCGAGAUCAGUGUCCAGCUUGGAUUGGAAUGGAACAAGCUCACUGAAGAACAAAAGAAACCUUAUUAUGAUGAAGCUCAGAAGAUAAAAGAAAAACACAGAGAAGAAUUUCCUGGUUGGGUUUACCAGCCAAGGCCUGGCAAAAGGAAGAGGUUUCCAUUGACAGUCUCAACUGUAUUCUCGGGUACAACUCAGAACAUCAUAGCUACAAGUCCAAUGACGGCCUCUACUGUCUUUACUGGGACUUCUCAGAGUAUUAUUACUACAAAUCCAACUACCAUUUACCCUUUCCGAUCACCUACCUACUCUGUGGUCAUACCCAGCGUACAGAACAGCAUUGGACACCCAGUCUGUGAAGCCGCUUCUACUAUCCAGCUGCCAGCUCCUUCUGCUCAGCAUCCAGGCCCCAUUACGCUGUUCCAGCCAAGUGUAGGAAACACAACGCCAUUAGCUGCCUCAACUGCAAACCUGCCAAUUCGCCCAGUCCUUCAGCCUCAACGAUUUGCUGCACCUUCCCCAACAGAAGCUCAUCGUGUAUCUUCAGGAACAAAUUGCUCUAUAAAGAGACCCACCCAGAUUUCUCUUGAGAGCUCAAGCAGGACCCCAAAUAAUACAAGCACCACUCACCCUAGAUUCAGUGUCUCAAAUAGCCAACCCCCCAAGGAAUACUCAGGUGUUUCUUCAAGUUCUAGAAAUGGACCCAUUCCUCAAGCACCACCUAUCCCUCAUCCACACGUCUAUCAACCUCCUCCCAUUGGUCAUCCAGCAACUCUCUUUGGAGCUCCUCCUCGAUUUUCAUUUCACCAUCCUUACUUUUUACCUGGGCCUCAUUAUUUCCCAUCAAGCACAUGUCCAUAUAGCCGUCCUCCUUUCGGCUAUGGAAAUUUCCCCAGCUCCAUGCCUGAGUGCCUUGGCUUUUAUGAAGACCAGUAUCAAAAGCAUGAGGCCAUGUUUUCUGCCCUGAACAGAGACUACCCUUUUAGAGAAUACCCUGAUGAACACACACAUAGUGAAGACUCCCGUAGCUGUGAGAGCUUGGAAGGGACAUCCUAUUACAGCAGCCACAGUCAGACUGAAGAAGAAUAUUUAAACCCUAUGCCACAGUUGGACAUUGGGGCACUUGAAAAUGUUUUUACAGCAACCCCUUCCACACCCUCUAGUGUACAGCAAGUCAAUGUGACUGAUAGUGAUGAUGAGGAAGAAGGAAAGGUGUUGAGAGAUUUGUAAUUUUUCAGAUCAAAUCUAGCAUACUUUUAAAAAACAUGAAAUAAAACAUGUUCCUCAUAUAACACUAUUUUAGUGAGUGUUAUCUAGAAG